AUGACCUUCCGUAAUCUUACCAGUGAUGAAGUUAACUUUAUGAUUUUCAGAUACCUCCAAGAGUCAGGUUUUAAGCAUACGGCGUUCUCUUUUGCCAAUGAAAGUGGAGUUCAAAAUUGCGCAUUCAGAGGCUCAGAAAUACCUCCCGGUGUACUCAUAUCUUUCAUACAGAAAGGUGUACAAUUUCUAGAGAUUGAAACCAGAAUCAGAAACAAAACGGAUCAGGUGAAUUAUGAUACCGUUUUUGAAAUGUUGCUUCCCGAAGUUCCAAAAGAAAAGCUUUUUGCUCGAACCAUUCCAGACUCUAUUGCGUCAUCCUCAACCACUAGUGCAUCCCUCUCUGGAACUACUACUGCUACACCCAACCGAUCGAAAUCAUCGGCACAAAUUGCCUCAUCAAUAUCCUCGUCUUCUCUUUCAAAUGCAGCCACCACUUCUUCUCUAACAACAACAACAACUUCCACCACUUCAACACCUUCAUCCACAACAACAGGCAGACGAAAGAACUCGAAUGCUGAGAAGGCCUCUUCGGGAAGUGCACGAAAUGGAAGUGGAAGGCCUUCGAAAAAAUCAAAACAAACACCAACACCCUCUGCCGCCACUACCACUGCGGCAGCUACCGCCGCUUCUACACGUGACUCACACGUCAUGCAAGAUGAAGAGGAUGCCGUAAUGACCAUGGCCAGCGGUGGUGCUGGUGCUGGUGGUACAGGAGUUGUACAGCAGGGAGCAACGCCAUCAUCGACCGAGGAUCAUCAGCAACUACCCAUCUUAAUUGAUGACAGUCAGGUCACAAAAUUGAAAGGUCACACUCACGAAGUAUUUAUUUGUGCUUGGAAUCCAGUUCGUAGCAAUGUUUUGGCAUCUGGUUCGGGCGAUUCAACUGCUAGGAUUUGGGAAUUGGUUAAGAAUGAGGUCGGAGCCCAAGCUGCCCCUGAUCAACCCAUCGUAUUACAUCAUGGUGAUCCUGUUCUUGACACAUUUAACCAGGCGACCACAAAAGAUGUCACUACAUUGGACUGGAGUGCAGAUGGCAAGAAACUUGCCACUGGAUCCUACGACGGAAAAGCUAGAAUUUGGACUGCUGAUGGUCAACUCAAAGCUGUAUUAGAUCAACAUAAGGGUCCAAUAUUUUCAUUGAAAUGGAAUAAGCAAGGCAAUUAUUUAUUGUCUGGAUCCGUUGAUAAUACUGCCAUUGUUUGGGAUAUUGAGACGGGCUCUGUAAAACAACAAUUUGCUCAUCACACUGCCCCUACCUUGGACGUUGAUUGGAGAAAUAAUACAUCUUUUGCAACAUGCUCAACCGAUCGCAUGAUUUAUGUUUAUGAGUUGGGUACUAAGGAUCCAAUUAGAACAUUUGCAGGUCACGAAGAUGAAGUGAAUGCAAUUAGGUGGAGUCCAAAUGGAAGUCUUUUGGCCUCAUGUUCUGAUGAUUUCACAGCCAAGAUUUGGUCAUUUGGAUCAUCAUCAUCAUCUUCUCAGAAAUGUGUUUUCGAUUUGAAGGAGCACACUAAGGAAAUUUAUACAAUCAAAUGGAGCCCCACAGGUCCAGGAACAGAUUAUCCCAAUAGGAAUAUGGUUUUGGCAAGUGCUUCUUUUGAUGCUACCAUCAAGUUAUGGGAUCCUACUGUUGGAAAAUGUUUGCACUCUCUCACAAAACACACUGAUCCAGUUUAUUCUGUUGCAUUUAGCCCAGAUGGUAAAUAUUUAGCAAGUGGCUCAUUUGAUCGCUUCUUGCAUAUUUGGUCAGUGCACGAUGGAAAACUUGUAAAGACUUAUCGUGGAACUGGUAGCAUUUUUGAAGUGUGCUGGAAUUCAACAGGUGACAAGGUUGCAGCUUGCUUCUCAAAUUCAUUAACUGAGGAAUUUAAUGUUUGUGUUUUAGAUUUCCACAUGUAA
Naegleria fowleri is the source of this 1899-nucleotide messenger RNA. RefSeq lists its product as uncharacterized. The record is from RefSeq and is a predicted model, not a curated record. Gene Ontology annotation, biological process: regulation of transcription by RNA polymerase II. Lineage: Eukaryota; Heterolobosea; Eutetramitea; Acrasida; Naegleriidae. Gene Ontology annotation, molecular function: protein binding; transcription corepressor activity. Gene Ontology annotation, cellular component: histone deacetylase complex. Bases 1 to 1899 code for a protein of 632 amino acids. The transcript has a single exon.